AGGAACUCACCUCUCAGAUAUCACAAAUGAAAUCGCAAAUAAUAAUGAUAGAUGUUUGUAGAGCAUCUGAAGAAUCCAAAAUAAAUGUACUUGAAUCAAAUUUGAAUGUGUAUAAAAAUGAGUACGAUGAACUGUAUAAAAAAGAACGCGAUUUAGUAGACCAGCAAAACGUACAACUAAAACAAAAAGAAGCUGAGGAAGAAGAGAUAGAGAGAGUAAAAUUAACGAAAAUUCUAGAAAGGAAUGAACAGCAAGCGAAGGAAGCAGAGGCUAUUGAACAGGAAUGUGAAGCUAUUGAGCGAGAGUGUAGUGUUUUGACGAAGAGAAACAAAGCGAUAAUGUUAAAAUUAAGAAAAAAACUUGUCGAAACCGAAGAUAUAAGGCGCGAAUUCACGAAGAAAAAGGAAAAUACAAAUUAA
Messenger RNA from Colias croceus (clouded yellow), 419 nucleotides. RefSeq lists its product as uncharacterized. The transcript has 3 exons. The coding region runs from base 27 to 419 and encodes 130 amino acids. NCBI's taxonomy places the organism in Eukaryota, Metazoa, Arthropoda, Insecta, Lepidoptera, Pieridae. The record is from RefSeq and is a predicted model, not a curated record.